This is a messenger RNA of Cyanistes caeruleus (blue tit), 395 nucleotides long. Lineage: Eukaryota; Metazoa; Chordata; Aves; Passeriformes; Paridae. The record is from RefSeq and is a predicted model, not a curated record.
GGACCCCAGAAGUGGAUGGGGACCCCAGAAGUGGAUGGGGACCUCAAGUCUGGACAGGGACCUCAGAAGUGGGACCCCAAAACUGGAUGGGGACCCCAGAAGUGGGAGCCCAGUUUUGGGGUGCCCACGUCCCCCGUGGUGUCCCCAGGCCAGGUGCAGAGCCGGGAAUGCAUCGAGGACGUCAUCAAGUUCGCCUACGAGGAGAAGCUUUUCCUCAUGGCUGACGAGGUGUACCAGGACAACAUCUACGCCAAGGGCUCGGCCUUCUACUCGUUCAAGAAGGUCCUGAAGGAGAUGGGGCCACCCUACUCGGAUUCGGUGGAGUUGGCCUCCUUCCACUCCAUCUCCAAGGGAUACAUGGGAGAGUGAGUGCCUGGAAUUCCGGGAUUGUCACC